AUGACCACACCGACUACCAAUGUCGACCUCCGAGCGAGUCAGCAGGAUGUCCCCUUGAAAGCAAUCAUCCCUUUCGUCCUCCUCCCACUUAUAGCAGUCAUUUGUCGCUUCAUCGCUAGGGGGAUACAGAAGCCGAAAUUUGAAUUCGACGAUUACAAUGGUCUCGCGGCCCUCUCAUUCACCCUCGGAUGCUUUACUCUCUCGAUGGAAAUGACACAUCUCGGAUCUGGGGAACACCUGGCAGCUGUUCCACUCGGAAACAUACCGCAGUACUCCAAGCCGUUACACAAGGGCAAACCCAAGACGGACAAGCGGAUACGCGGAUAUAGGGACGCCGAGACGAACAGGGAACAAUCUUGUGUUUGCGGAUGGGCCGAAGACGGCGAUUCCAUCCUCUUCGACCCACGCGCAGGAUGGAAGAGGGUUCGAUCCGGAGGGUGA
Messenger RNA from Letharia lupina, 441 nucleotides. RefSeq lists its product as uncharacterized. NCBI's taxonomy places the organism in Eukaryota, Fungi, Ascomycota, Lecanoromycetes, Lecanorales, Parmeliaceae. The transcript is spliced from 2 exons. Bases 1 to 441 code for a protein of 146 amino acids. The record is from RefSeq and is a predicted model, not a curated record.